Dermacentor silvarum is the source of this 2622-nucleotide messenger RNA. RefSeq lists its product as uncharacterized. The coding region runs from base 645 to 2342 and encodes 565 amino acids. Lineage: Eukaryota; Metazoa; Arthropoda; Arachnida; Ixodida; Ixodidae. Gene Ontology annotation, cellular component: plasma membrane. The record is from RefSeq and is a predicted model, not a curated record. Gene Ontology annotation, molecular function: metalloendopeptidase activity. Gene Ontology annotation, biological process: protein processing. The transcript is spliced from 3 exons.
GUUCGUUUGCAGAGUUGUUUGCCGCCGGCUCUUUACUGACGCAUUAUCGAUGUGUACCAUGGAAGGCUUCAGAUUCAACGCAAAACGAGUGCUGUGUAUAAUUUAACCGGGAAGAUGAUGGGCGGCUGCUUUCAAUUCUUUAAAAUGCAUGAGAACACUCGGAGCAAGUGGUUCAGCCGCCUUUCGGUGGAAUAACUCUGGCCUGUGCACUAAUCAAGACUACGACCCGUGCUGCUCAUCGAGACGCCAUCGAAGGCUUCUUCUUCGCUGCCACCUGCGGGAUAUUUGUGGUUCUGGCGGUCGCACUCGGCUGGGUGUACUUCCUGAACGUCGCCAGACAACGGGCCGCAAUCCAGCUCGUAUCGGUGAAGCACAGGACCUGCGAGACCCGUGACUGCCAGCGUCACGCCCUGCUGCUCACCGUUGGCCUCAACCGGAGCGCGGAUCCGUGCCACGACUUCAGCGCCUACGUGUGCUCGGCCUGGUCGCCCGGCGGUGGCGGAAGCCGCUCGAGCCGGGAUCGCUCGACAGAAGCCUUCGAGUCGCAGCUGAACGACGUCCUGAUCGCGUGGCUCGGAGGCCUAGAGGACCUCUUGAUUAGCGGUCUAGACGUGGAGAAAGUCGCCAGCAAGCCCCUGGCACUGAUGCGCAGCUGCCAGAAACGAGGGCGUCGCGCCAGCGCUGACGACCUCGAUGAAUUCCGGGAGUUCAUCACCAUGCUGGGACUGUGCUGGCCUGACGACAACUGCUGUGACGUCAGCGCCCUGGGCGUCCUCAUAGGGCUCGUCUACAGGUGGGACCUGUGCUUCUGGCUGCGAAUCCGGGUACUGCGGAGUUCGAAGUCUAACGGAACCGAACGUCGCCUGGCACUGUACCCCGGCCCGAGAGUUCUCGUGCAGCGAUUCGCGGCAAGGCACGCUCACUUAGUGAUGAAGGGUGCCUACGUCGAAUACUGGACGCAUCAUCGUGACGCUCUCUUGACGGAGAGCGCUUCCAACGGGUCCUCGUGGCCCCCGCCCCCUUCUCGAGAGAGCAUCGAACGUGUCAUAACGACCGAACACGUCAUCGCUUCGGCGCUCUUACGCAGCGCAGCCAAGGAGACUCUGGAGCCGAUGAACAUGCCGAUUUCAGAUUUCGGCUACUACGCGGGCAAUGUCUCAUCGAAGGAAUGGCUCGACAAGUUAAACGCCAACGUCGCGGACGAGUCGACGGCGACGCCGUUCGCGAUGGAGGAUCUAGUCCUCGUGGCGGACGCUUCAGUCCUGGAGGCCGUCGGGACGAUCUUCGGCGCCCACACGGACCGCGAAAUCGUGGCUCACCUGUCCUGGCAAUUCGUCCAGGAAUACGGCGCCGUGGUCGACUCGGGUCUCGGACGGCUCUUCGAGGACGGCUGGGACGGGGCGUUCUGCGCCAGGCAGGUCGAAAGGAUCUACGCUCCGCUCGUGGCGACGUUGCACUGGAAGCUUCGCACCGGCGACGCCGAGAGGCAACUUCUGGAAGCCAAGCUGCGCAGCCUGGUCGACCGGACGGCUCGGAUGGUCGACUCCCAGUGGUGGCUUGCUCAACCGGACAGGCGUGUCGCCGUGGAGAAGCUUCGAGCGUUGACCGUCCGGCUGUGGCUGCCGAAUCAGCUGCAGCCGGAGCUCGGCCGAGUCUAUCGCGAUUUCCCCAACGGCACGGCGGCGGACGAGUCCUUCGCGAAGACGUGGAUUAGGAGCAGGACAGCGCUCGCUCGCCAAGCUUUUCGCCGCUCCCGACAGUUUCUCUCGAGCUACAGUCCGACGCUGUCGCCGCUGAUGAUCGGGUACGACUACCUGGACAACGCUGUGGACGUUGCCGCGGCGUCGCUGACCGGUCCGCUGUACUACGUCAACGCUACUCCAGCCAUGUUCUACGGCGGCAUCGGCUUUUACUUCACCGCCGAGAUGAUGCGGUCGCUGGACUGGACUGGUCUUAAGGUCGUUGCGGACGGCAGCGUCGUCUCGCCUUCCUGGAUGAGCGAGACCAGCCGCAAGGCCGUGGAGAGCCGCUUGAGCUGCCCCACGACGGGCGUUACAAACCACGCGCUUCUGCCUUACCUGCCGGCCCUGGAGGUGGUCAGGCAAGCCUUCUUCGAGGACGCGUCCGCGUCGGCGCACCGACUCGAGAUUGGUGACGCGCUCACUGAGCCGAGAACGUUCUUUAUGACGCUGUGUCGCAUGGUCUGCUCCAGUCUGCCGUGGGCGGGAGCGGCCCUGGACUGCAGUGCGGUCUUGAGAAACUCUCGCGACUUCGAAACGACGUACCGCUGCAAAAUUGAUUCUCCGAUGAAUCCUUCGAGGAAGUGCGGCUUCUUCAGUUAGCGUGUAUUCUACCUCGUCGCUCUUCCUUGUGUUGCGUUGUGUCUACUGUCUGUGAGAUUGUUCGUGUUCCUGCGGUUCAUUCCAAGUUUCACUUACUCUGCGCGAUCUUGACUGCGCGUACCGAUUGUGCGCAUCUGUCGGCGUGGCACACUUCAGUUAGAGAUGUUCAGUGGCAUGUAUACCCUUACCCUGCGCUACUUUUAAUUACGAUCAUUGAUAAAUGUUUUUUUUAUGGUUGAAAAACCUGUUUUUGGUCAACAAGUUUCAAGAACAGCCGGCA